Puntigrus tetrazona (Sumatra barb) is the source of this 2354-nucleotide messenger RNA. RefSeq names its product keratocan (gene kera). Bases 121 to 1167 code for a protein of 348 amino acids. Lineage: Eukaryota; Metazoa; Chordata; Actinopteri; Cypriniformes; Cyprinidae. The transcript is spliced from 3 exons. The record is from RefSeq and is a predicted model, not a curated record. Gene Ontology annotation, molecular function: protein binding.
GCAGACUGGACUCAAACUCGAGAGGAGAGCAGGCAGACAAAGAAAUUGACUGCAACCCCAAAAGCAGAACCAAACAUUUCGCCUCCAUCUGCACAAACCAAAAUCAGCCCUGUGACUCAGAUGAGCAGAUUAAACCUAACCAUGGAGUGGCUCAUGGUUGCAUUUGUAGCCCUACUUCUGGCGAGCCAAGUCCGCUCUGAAGAAAUUCCAUAUGAGCACCUUAUAUCUCAGAUCCAGGCAUGUCCUAAAGAGUGCCACUGCCCUCCAAGUUUCCCCAAUGCUGUUUACUGUGACAAUAAGGGUCUGAAACGCAUUCCUGUCAUCCCUGCCUACACCUGGUACCUGUACCUCCAGAACAACCUGAUUGAUGUCCUGUCAGCUGAUGCUCUGCGCAAUGCCACACAGCUAAGGUGGAUCAACCUGAACCGUAACAAAAUCACAAGCGAAGGCAUGGAGGCAGAUGCUCUAAAGGCUAUGUCUAACCUUGUACACCUCUACAUGGAAGACAAUUUGCUUUCUUCCAUCCCAUCUCCUCUGCCUGCCAAAUUAGAGCAGUUACGGCUCUCCCGAAAUAGAAUUUCAAAGAUCCCACCUGGUGUCUUCUCUGGAAUGGACCAUCUCACCUUGCUGGAUCUGCAAGCCAACAAGCUACAGGAUGAUGCAGUAACUGAGGUCAGUCUGAAAGGCCUCAACAACUUGAUCCAGAUCAAUUUAGCAAAGAAUCAGCUAAAUACCAUGCCCCUUGGCUUACCACCCACAACCACACAGAUCUUUCUGGACAGCAACAACAUUGAAAAGAUUCCAUCUGAAUACUUCAAGGGUCUUCCCAAAGUGGUCUCUCUCCGGCUCAACCGCAAUAAGCUGGGUAAUGGAGGUAUCCCAAAAAAUGUGUUUAAUCUUUCCAGCAUCCUAGAUCUACAGCUUUCUCACAACCAGCUCACAGAGAUACCCGUUAUCUCUUCUGGCCUGGAGCACCUGCAUCUGGAUCACAAUAAGAUCAAGAGUGUGAAUGGCUCUGACAUCUGUCCACCCGGUGCACUCGAUGACUACCUGGAUGAGAAGGCUCCACGUCUCCGUUACCUUCGCCUUGAUGGUAAUGAGAUCAAACCCCCUAUUCCACGAGACCUGAUGAUGUGUUUCCGUCUCCUCAGGGCUGUUGUCAUAUAAAGAUGCCACACCAUCUAGAUACUCCUGUCCAUCUCAUUUACCAGACCUGAAAAUGUAUGGAAGCUAAAACACUUGAAAAGGGUCCAAAAAACAGACUAUCUAUUUGCAAAGUCUGAAAAUAAAUAUUUAAACUGCACACUGCUGAAAAGACUAGUUAAGACUAGAAUGAAUUUCAAUGCGGGUUCAGUUUCACUCAUGCUGGUCUAGUUCUGGACUAGCUAAUGAAACUAAUCUGAUAAAGCUUUUGACCAAGAAAGCCCUGCUAAAUAUGCUAUUUAUGAGUGCUUGUGGGGAUUCCAGUAUCCAGAAUAUGACAUAUUCAGACAGUCUCCUGUUUUUGGUCUUUUCAGCAGAGUGGAAAUUUGCAAGACUGGUUCACAUUUGCAUUUAUAGAUGGUUUCUCAUGACUGUAUUGUAAAACCACUGUGCCUUUCUUCAUUUCCUACACAUGAAAAAUUAGCAGGCCUGCUUCGUGGGAAACACCAUUAUCUGUUAAAGGUUCUCUAUAAUGAAGAGAGCUCCAAAACAAUUUCUUGAUUUGCAAGUAAUGCAAUUUCCCCAUCGGAAAAAAACAACAAUCCUUUUCAGUAGGUGUAAUAUUAGCCAAAAACUGUUUUACCUGACCACACCAUUCUGGAGUGUAUUUGGACAGAAGAAUUGUGGUCUGAUUAUGGAGCCAAAUUUUUGGUAGUGAACCAAGUACAUAGUUUGUUUGACUUUAUUGAAUGCAUGGAUACUCUUAGUAACAACAGCACCAAGAGAAGAUUAACUUCCAGUUGUUUCUUGCCUCUGUUACAGCUAUUGACAUGAAUUGUAUUUUUUUUAUUUCUACUUUUUAAUAGCUCUUCACAUCUUUGUACAAUCAGUAUUUCAAUAUUCAAUCAAUAUUAAGUGUGAAAUGAAUACUGAGAGAAGCAGCCCCUUUGAAAAGAAAGAUGUACUGAGACCUGUUUUAAUAAUUAAUGUAUAGAUAUAAUUUCAAUUUAGCAGAUGACAAUGGUACUACCAGUGGACCUCCUAGACGGUAUUUUUCUCUAGAGUAUACAAAUAAUGUGAACAUUAUUUUUUAACGCACAAAUGUGAUUAUUAUUUUUCAAAAUGUGAGAACCAUUGGGACUGUCAGAGGGGAAAUGUAAGAUGAGAUUAACUUUUGUUUGGUGUUCUUGAUUAAACUGGUUUCAAUUGUC